Acanthosepion pharaonis is the source of this 1224-nucleotide messenger RNA. The record is from the annotation of a GenBank genome assembly. Lineage: Eukaryota; Metazoa; Mollusca; Cephalopoda; Sepiida; Sepiidae.
AUGUUCUUCUUCAAAAAUUUCAACAAUCUUUUCUUCGUAUUUUGGGGAUUUUUUUUAAAUAAAAAGAUACUGUUGCCAUGGAUGGUGGACAGCAUAAUCAAACUCGAGUUAAUUGAUCAACCUCAAAUAAAAAUUCCAACACCCCAGAAAACUCAUUUUUAUCGUGAAGGUACUCAUGAAGAUAUCUUGAAGUUAUUGAAAGAUGAAAACUUCUAUGAAGAUGAAGGCGUAUUUUUGAAAGGCAAGGUUCCCUCUCAGAGUACAAAUUAUGUGGAGAAGAUUUUACAAAAUGGAGGUUUUUCAAAGUGCAUUCGUCUCUAUCAAGACGAAUCAAUGUCAUAUGUGUGCAAAGAGGUGAAAGCAAAAAAGUUCAAUAAGAAUGAAGUAAGACACAUGUGCCAACUAAAUGAUAUGAACAUCUGUAAGAUCUAUGGUUUGGUCUGCAAGACUGAUGAAUAUCAUAUUUACAUGGAAUACUGUGGUACUAAUCUCUAUGAGUUGAUAAAAACUGUUCAGUUCCAUUUUGAUCAGAUUGUUGACAUCACUAAACAACUUUGUAUGGCUGUUGAAUUUGCACACAACAAAAAAAUUCUUCAUCUUGACAUAAAACCGCAGAAUAUUUGUCUGCUAUUUAUGAUUCAGAGAAUUGUCCUGAAAUUGACUGAUUGGGGUUCAUCUAAACCAGACAACUUAUCCACUGAAGUUCAGAGUAUCACAUUUUAUUAUGCAUCACCUGAAUUGUUGUACUUACAUAUUUCCCAAACAUUGUCUUUAGGCAAAGUAAAGGAAGAAAUGCUAGCUAAAGCCAUAGAAUUGACCCAAAAGUUUUGUGGGAAUUACAACAAUAUUGAAAGAGUCUCAACCAAGUCUGACUCUUUCUCCAUUGGACUAACUAUUAUGCUCACUAAAACCAAGAAACACCUUUAUGAAAGAUGCAGAAGUUUCUCAAAUAUCUUUGAACUGAUUGAAAUGUUUGCAGAAAAUCCUAAUGCUGCCAGAGAUCUUCUGAAUGAUCCCGAUGACAUUUUAAUUUGUAUUAUAAAAAAGUUGAUUGAAGGUGACUCCCACAAAAGAAGCUCUGUCAAAGAAGUACAGAAAAUGAUAACCAACUAUCAAAAAAACGGUUACAAUUCCGAAGUCACUGAAGAUACUAGCCAGUCUGACAAUGUGCCACUUCCAGAACCUCAGGAGUAUAAUGUUCCUAAUUUUGAAAUGCUUUUUUAA